Arabidopsis lyrata subsp. lyrata is the source of this 1971-nucleotide messenger RNA. RefSeq names its product protein bfr2. Lineage: Eukaryota; Viridiplantae; Streptophyta; Magnoliopsida; Brassicales; Brassicaceae. The coding region runs from base 538 to 1713 and encodes 391 amino acids. The transcript has 6 exons. The record is from RefSeq and is a predicted model, not a curated record.
UGUUGAUAUAUAUCAAAAGGAUAUUGGAAGUCCUAUGUGUUCUAGAAAUCUUACACCCUUAUAAAUUAGGAAACAAAAACAAGUUAUAAAACCUCGCUAAAACCCAACUCGUGUUCUUUAUCUCUCCCAGUGCCGUGCCUAGACCUUUUGGGGGCUUGGGAUAAAAAAUAAAAUGUGGCCUAUUUAAUUUAGUUCAAUACUUAUUUUUUAAAGGACCUAAAAUAAUUAUAAAAGAAAAGUGAGCUACAAUACAAAAUCAAGUUUGUAAAUCUAUAUAGUGAAAUGAAUCAUGCUAACAUGGGAUUGAACUUUAAGCAAAAUACAUAUAUGAGACUACUAAAACCUACUGAGCCAAUAAGAUAUUUUUAAUAAUGUGGCCUAAAAAUCAAGUCUAUAAAUUGUGGCUGUGGGCAAGUGCCCUUUAUUUUAAGGGGUUAGCAUGGCACUGAUCUCUCCAAUUCCUCUGAAGCAAAUCUUUUUAAUUCUAAAACUUCCUCGCGUACGUGGUUACGUUUUUCAAUCGUUAAAUCAAACAAGAUGGGAGGCGUAGAAGAUAACCAAUGGUUUGAUAAGUUUAUGGAUGAAAUCGGAUUGGUAUUUACCAAGGUUGACGAAUCGAUACAAAAGAGUAUUGAACUCUGGACAGAGUUAACCAAAGACAUAUUUGACGAGCAGCCUAACCAAGGCCUGACCGGACAGCCAGACAAUGGUGAAUCUGGUGAAGAAAAUUCCUCUCAAUAUCCUGUCGCUGAGGUCAAAGAAAGACCGAUUCAACACUGGUCUAUGUGCCUUUCUGAGGUCAAAGAAAAACCGAGCCAACACUGGACUAUGCGUGGUAUGUUUUAUAUAGUAUUAUCAUCGAAAAUUCCAGAGAGUUUCAUUCAAGAACAAGGUGAUGAUGAUGAUGCUAUUGAUGAUAAUGAUUAUGAUGAUGAUGAUGAUGAUGAUGAUGAUGAUGAUUAUGAUGAAGAAGAUAGUGAAUCGAGUUUGAAGUGGAACGGUGACUACCAGCUGUUAAAGAGUGGUUAUUUGUCUUUCGAGGAAGAAGAAGAGGAUAAUGACGAUGAUGCAGAUGUUGACAUGUUUUCCGAAGAAGAUGAUGAUUCAUGGAAUGAAGAUUUUGAUGAUGAAGAUGAAGAAGAGGAUACUACAGUUUCUAAAUCUUCCGAAAACAUGUUGGACCUUAAUUUGGGGGCCUCGGCGACGAGCUAUAUCCCUAGUUCGUACCAUCAUCAUAAUGAUUCAUGGAAUGAGGAUUUUGAUAAUGAAGAUGAAGAAGAGGAUACUACCGUUUCUAAAUCUUUCGGAAACAUGUCGGAGCUUGAUUUGGGGGCCUCAGCGACGAGCUAUAUCCCUAGUUCGUACCAUCGUCAUAAUGAAAAAGAUAGUGGUUCAAGUUUGCCGUGGAAUGGUGGUUAUCAGCAGUUAAAGAAUGUUGACACGUCUUCCGAAGAAGAUGAAGAAUCAUGGGAUGAGGAGGAUGAUGAAGUUGGGGAGUAUCACACUGAAGAAGUGAUGGAGAUGUCGCGGGAGCAGAGAAUGAGCAAGCUAAAUAAUGAAUCAUUAGUGGUUCAUGACGAUGAAGAUGACGUGUCGGACACGUUACAAGGAUUUGUGGAUGUCAGGCAAGAGGUGAUUGCAAAUAAUACGGAAUUUGGUGAGGUCGAGGCCCUUUUACCAGAAGGUGAUUGGGUUUACGUUAGGAGGGGUUAGGGCUCUGAUUUUUUUUGUGUGACUUCAUUUGAGUUUAUAUAUACUUUAUAUCGGCUUCUAUGAUAUUUCUUUGUGUAGAAAUUAGAGGUUUUUAGGAAGUUUUUCGAUCGAGUGUUUCAUUCGUUCUUCACAAGGCUAAUGUCACUCUAUUAACUUUGGGUUUUAAUAUCAAAGAGUUUGUUUUUUUCUUAUCAUUAUUGCUUGUCCUCCUUGCUACUAGAUCCUGUGAUUUUUUAGAUUAUCCCAAAGUACCAUAGU